Messenger RNA from Anthonomus grandis grandis, 1566 nucleotides. RefSeq lists its product as uncharacterized. Bases 137 to 1219 code for a protein of 360 amino acids. The transcript is spliced from 6 exons. Lineage: Eukaryota; Metazoa; Arthropoda; Insecta; Coleoptera; Curculionidae. The record is from RefSeq and is a predicted model, not a curated record.
GGCUUUUGGGUCGUCCCGUUUUCAACUCGUCUGUCAUUUCCUUUCGUGGGUCCGCGGUGGUACGAAUGGUACUUUUUACCAUUCUUUAGUAUAUUUUGUGCUCGGAAAUUUCGUUUUUUUCUUCUUUGAUCUCAUAAUGAAGGCUCAAGUAACUGUCACUGCCAUCCUAUUCACCUUAUGCCAGUACAAACUAGUAAACACGAUUAGAGUCAAAGAAAUCUUUACCCCUUCAACUGACACAAAAACUGCCGAACUAGAAUUAUUAGAAAAUCCAGAGGCUGAAUUACUUACGAUAAUAAGAGUACCAAGAGAUGUCAGUAAUCCAGAACAACCAACCAAAAAUCCACAUGAUGGCGUGGCAGUAAGUCGAGUGGCCAGAGACAGUCGGUACCAGACAGACAAAUUCGCAACCAGGAGAUUUAAGGAGAGUGAGAGAGAGGAUCGAUCAUUGAAACCAGAAGAUCACAUCGAAGAAGAGAGAAGUACCAAGAGCAGCACCACAGGGAAACGAUGUUCUACUUGCGAUAACGGAUAUUUGGGUUCCUCGAAUUAUUAUAAUAGAGGGCGAGACCGCUACUAUGACAGAUAUGACAGAGACCCUUAUCAGUACUCUUCAAGAAGCCGUUACGAUCCUUAUGACAGAUACUCAGAGAGAGACAACAAGUACUAUGACAGAUAUGAUGACUAUGACAGGGACUACAGGGAUUAUAGAGGGAGAAAUCGGUAUUCCACAGGAUCCUAUGAUAGAUACGACCCCAGAGAUAGAUACUAUGAUAGAGGAGUAGGAUAUGAUAAUAGAGGGUAUGACCUUAGAAGCCGCGACACUUACAGUCGAUAUGACCCUUAUGACGAUUACUACAGUAGAGGGUAUGACAGUUAUGCCAGCAAAGGGUAUGGUAGCAGCAGACCCGAUUAUUAUGGUACCGGGGGUUACUAUGGUGGUGCUAGUACUGGAUAUGCUCGAGGGUACAGCUAUGGCGACAGAGAUCGAUAUGGAGGCUAUGGCAAUGGCUACGGAUCACAAUAUGGAACUGGUUCCAGUAGAUCCAGAUAUCCUUCUACAUACGACUACGAUUCUGGAUAUAGAUACACAAGUUACCUCUAUGGUAGACCUUCUACCACCACUGAUAUCCCUAAUAAAGGAUCUGAAAAUGAUUCGGCUAAUAGUAAUACCAUGAGUCCCUCACAAGGGACUUCUGGUGGUGGAGGGAGGAAGUAAGGGAUGAAAAAUUCGUAGUUAAUUAUGUGUAUAGAAUUAAGUUUAAAUUAAUGUUUUAUUUAAAAAAAGUUGUGUCUAUCAUGCCUAAUUAUUUAAUAAUAAUAAUAAGUAACACUAAUUAUUUAAGUCGUGAAUAUUUGCAUAUAAACAAUUUGUAAUUAAAAUAUUAUUGCAAGUUUACAUAAGAUUGCUGUUUCAGAAUUCGUGUUCCCUUCGAUUUGUAAAUAAAUGUCCAAACAAUUUAUAUAAAAUUUAAAUUUUUAUUAUUUUUUUAAUUUUGCGAUACUGUUUUAGUUAAAAAUUAUUAUUACUUUAAUGAAAAAAAUAUUUGCUUAAGUUGAACAAAA